CCCGUGCUACUAUGCUUCCCCGUGCCACUAUGCUUCCCCGUGCCGCUAUGCUUCCCCGUGCCACUAUGCUGCCCCGUGCCACUAUGCCUCCCCGUGCCACUAUGCUUCCCGUGCCACUAUGCUGCCCCGUGCCACUAUGCUGCCCCGUGCCACUAUGCUGCCCCGUGCCACUAUGCUGCCACAUGCCACUAUGCUGCCCCAUGCCACUAUGCUGCCCCGUGCCACUAUGCUGCCCCGUGCCACUAUGCUGCCCCGUGCCACUAUGCUGCCCAUGCCACUUUGCUGCCCCGUGCCACUAUGCUGCCCCGUGCCACUAUGCUGCCCCGUGCUACUAUGCUUCCCCGUGCCACUAUGCUUCCCCGUGCCGCUAUGCUUCCCCGUGCCACUAUGCUGCCCGUGCCACUAUGCCUCCCCGUGCCACUAUGCUUCCCGUGCCACUAUGCUGCCCCGUGCCACUAUGCUGCCCGUGCCACUAUGCUGCCCCGUGCCACUAUGCUGCCCCGUGCCACUAUGCUGCCCUGUGCCACUAUGCUGCCCCAUGCCACUAUGCUGCCCCGUGCCACUAUGCUGCCCCAUGCCACUAUGCUGCCCCGUGCCACUAUGCUGCCCCGUGCCACUAUGCUGCCCGUGCCACUAUGCUGCCCGUGCCACUAUGCUCCCCGUGCCACUAUACUGCCCCGUGCCACUAUGCUGCCCCGUGCCACAAUGCUGCCCUGUGCCACUAUGCUGCCCCGUGCCACUAUGCUGACCCGUGCUACUAUGCUUCCCCGUGCCACUAUGCUGCCCCGUGCCACUAUGCUGCCCCGUGCCACUAUGCUGCCCCGUGCUACUAUGCUUCCCCGUGCCACUAUGCUUCCCCGUGCCGCUAUGCUUCCCCGUGCCACUAUGCUGCCCCGUGCCACUAUGCCGCCCCGUGCUACUAUGCUUCCCCGUGCCACUAUGCUGCCCCGUGCCACUAUGCUGCCCCGUGCCACUAUGCUGCCCCGAGCCACUAUGCUGCCCCGUGCCACUAUGCUGCCCCAUGCCACUAUGCUGCCCCGUGCCACUAUGCUGCCCCGUGCCACUAUGCUGCCCCGUGCUACUAUGCUUCCCCGUGCCACUAUGCUGCCCCGUGCCACUAUGCUGCCCCGUGCCACUAUGCUGCCCCGUGCCACUAUGCUGCCCCGUGCCACAAUGCUGCCCUGUGCCACUAUGCUGCCCCGUGCCACUAUGCUGACCCGUGCUACUCUGCUUCCCCGUGCCACUAUGCUGCCCCGUGCCACUAUGCUGCCCCGUGCCACUAUGCUGCCCCGUGCUACUAUGCUUCCCCGUGCCACUAUGCUUCCCCGUGCCGCUAUGCUUCCCCGUGCCACUAUGCUGCCCCGUACCA
Molecule: messenger RNA, 1369 nt
Organism: Closterium sp. NIES-67
Lineage: Eukaryota; Viridiplantae; Streptophyta; Zygnematophyceae; Desmidiales; Closteriaceae
Source: the annotation of a GenBank genome assembly